AGAGAGAAGAGAGGCUUCUAGAUGCUUAUUGCUGAAUAACGGAGAAACAUGAAUUAUAAGCAAACUUGUGGACAGAUAUUUCUAUGUCUGUUAGUGAGUUCAGUAGCGUGUUGGCAUGAUCUGGAUAACAGCGAGUAUGACUGCUGGCCUCUGGAGAAACCUGAUGAACAGAACAUGAUCGACUGCGGAGGGUUAGAGAUGUCAUGGGUUGUGCGUCCUCCAGAAGAGGUGGUCAGUGGAGAUGUGUUUAGUGUGACCUACUCUGUUACGGCUCAAGACAGCUUCUACCAGUGGGCUAUGGACCAAGACAUUUUCCCACACAGUUCAGUCAGCUCGGCGACGGCAGCCAGAGUGUUCUGUGAGAGCCACGACUGUCCUGCCAACUGGAAGGAUGCCAACGGAGACAACUGCUGCAUUCACCAUGCUAAUAUACACUCCUGUCCCCUGGGAUUCAUGACUACAGAAAGGAUCUGUGGACCGUGGAUCCCCGACGAUGGUCGUAUCUUCACCCACACUCUAUCUACCGCUGGCAAGAUGACUCAAACCAACUGGACCGCUAAGGUGGUGCUGGUCCAUGCUGGGCUGACCUCUCUCAUAGCUCAUAUCAGAGUGGGACGUAUGCAGGUAGCUCUGGAGGCCAAAACCACUGUCCUGCCUGUUGUAGUGUGUGGUGAUGGGGUGUGUGAUGGAGUGGAGGAGGUGUGUUCAACCUGCCCAGCUGACUGUGGGGAGUGUCCCAUGACGGCUGCUAUCAAAGUGGCCAUCGGACUUCCUGUUACCGUAGUCUUCAUCAGCUUCAUCAUCACAGCUAUGUGGUUUAAGUACCAGAAGCAGAGGAUGCUUUGGGAUGAGAGCUGGAUCAUUGACUUCAGGCAGAUCAAACAUGACCAGGUAGCCCGGACUACUAUGGGCAGUAUCAUGUCUGCCCCUAUUGCUAACAGUGAUUCCAACGCUAGCCGUGUCACCGCUCUCAGCUCCUGUACAGCCCACGCUAACUCACGCAAACAACUGUUCACACUCACUGGGAUUUAUGAUGGCAGGACAGUGGCCAUCAAGCGGAUUCAGACCAAGACCUUUUCUCUGUCCAAGACCAUCAGACGAGAGGUCAAGCAAGUCAGGGAGCUGGACCACCCUAACCUGUGUAAGUUCUUUGGAGGUUGUGUGGAGGUUCCUAACGUAGCCAUCAUCACAGAGUACUGUCCUAAAGGAAGUCUGAACGAUGUCCUGCUGAAUGAUGAGAUACCUCUCAACUGGGGAUUCAGGUUCUCGUUUGCUACAGAUAUAGCCCGAGGAAUGUCGUACCUCCACCAACACCGGAUCUGUCAUGGCCGCCUCAAAUCACUAAACUGUGUUCUGGACGACCGCUGGGUCUGCAAGAUCACUGACUACUGUCUGACGAUCUAUCGGAGGGAGGAUGCAGCGGAACCCCUGUCAUCCUAUCAGAUGAGACUGAGAGAAGUGUACACGCCCCCUGAGUGCCAGACAGCCAACCAGGAACCGACCCUGCCGGGGGACGUCUUCAGCUACUCUAUAAUUCUGCUGGAGAUAGCCACCCGCAGUGACCCUGUCCCCGUUGAGGACAGUUCUCUAGAGUGUGCUUGGUGCCCCCCCCUCCCGGAACUCAUCUCUGGCAAGGCAGACAACACCUGUCCGUGUCCCGCAGAGUACGUCGAGCUCAUCAGAAGGUGUCGGUCUCAUAACCCUGUCCACCGGCCCACCUUCGAGCAGAUCAGGAAGUUCGUCUACCGGAUCAACCCCAAUAAAGUUAGCCCUGUGGACAUGAUGAUGAACCUGAUGGAGAAAUACAGUAAGCACCUGGAGGUCCUGGUAGCAGAGAGGACCCAGGACCUAAUGCAUGAGAAACAGAAGACUGACCGACUGCUCUACAGUAUGCUCCCUAAGCAGGUAGCUGACGAUCUGAGGCAGGGGAAACCACUGCAGGCCCAAAGCUACGUCAGCGCUACUGUCUUCUUUAGUGACAUCGUAGGGUUCACCCACCUGUCCAGUAGCAGUACUCCCUACCAAGUGGUCGACUUCCUCAAUAAGCUCUACACGACUUUUGAUGACAUCAUUGACAACUAUGACGUCUACAAGGUUGAGACCAUAGGGGACGCCUACAUGGUGGUAUCUGGGGUACCCAGGGUGAACGGGAUCCAGCACGCAGCAGAGAUCUCCAGCAUGGCUUUAGAUCUGGUCGGAGUGUGUAGGAGCUUCAGGAUACCACACAAACCCAACACACAACUACAGAUACGGGCCGGGAUACACUCAGGUCCAGUGGUAGCCGGUGUGGUCGGGACCAAGAUGCCUCGCUACUGUCUGUUUGGAGACACGGUCAACACCUCCUCUAGGAUGGAGUCCACCAGCGAGGCCCUGAAGAUCCAGGUCAGCUCCAGUACUUUCUACCUGCUAGAGGAGAUAGGAGGAUACCUGCUGCAAUGUAGAGGGAUGCUGCAAGUCAAGGGUAAAGGGGACAUGGUAACCUAUUGGUUGGAAGGGAAGCAGCCUCUCCAGCCCAGUAAGGACCCUGGUGUGAAGGACCCCGUUAAGGACCCCAGCACUAAGUUGGCCAGCAGGAAGCCUACAUCCAGCAUGUCUGUGCUGGACACAGACAGAGACAGAGAGAUGGAGAGAAGAGAGAGAGACAGAGAGAGGUACGCCUCAAUCCCCGGGCUCCUCAACCAUGACCUGCUUCUGGACUCAGCCUGACCUCUGACCUCUAACCCUUUCCACUGUCAUGUACUCUUAUAAAUGAACAUAAGAGAUGGCAAAUACAGUUCGAAUACAGUCUGAAUCCUCUCUAUAGUGGAGCUGAUAUCUCAAUCCUCUCUAUAAAAUCCACAGCUGGUGUCUGCUAACAGUUCCUAUCCAUGUUGGUGUAUUUUUAUCUAUAGUGUCUGGUCUGACUAUUCUGUCUACUGUAAAUAGGGUUAUCUAUAGUGUGUCUGUGUGUUCUGACUAUUCUAUCUACUGUAAAUAGGGUUAUCUAUAGUGAGUCUGUGUGUUCUGACUAUUCUAUCUACUGUAAAUAGGGUUAUCUAUAGUGAGUCUGUGUGUUCUGACUAUUCUAUCUACUGUAAAUAGGGUUAUCUAUAGUGUGUCUGUGUGUUCUGACUAUUCUAUCUACUGUAAAUAGGGUUAUCUAUAGUGUGUCUGUGUUCUGACUAUUCUAUCUACUGUAAAUAGGGUUAUCUAUAGUGUGUCUGUGUGUUCUGACUAUUCUAUCUACUGUAAAUAGGGUUAUCUAUAGUGUGUCUGUGUGUUCUGACUAUUCUAUCUACUGUAAAUAGGGUUAUCUAUAGUGAGUCUGUGUGUUCUGACUAUUCUAUCUACUGUAAAUAGGGUUAUCUAUAGUGAGUCUGUGUGUUGACUAUUCUAUCUACUGUAAAUAGGGUUAUCUAUAGUGUGUCUGUGUGUUCUGACUAUUCUAUCUACUGUAAAUAGGGUUAUCUAUAGUGUGUCUGUGUGUUCUGACUAUUAUAUCUACUGUAAAUAGGGUUAUCUAUAGUGUGUCUGUGUGUUCUGACUAUUCUAUCUACUGUAAAUAGGGUUAUCUAUAGUGUGUCUGUGUGUUGACUAUUCUGUCUACUGUAAAUAGGGUUAUCUAUAGUGUGUCUGUGUGUUCUGACUAUUCUAUCUACUGUAAAUAGGGUUAUCUAUAGUGAGUCUGUGUGUUCUGACUAUUCUAUCUACUGUAAAUAGGGUUAUCUAUAGUGUGUCUGUGUGUUCUGACUAUUCUAUCUACUGUAAAUAGGGUUAUCUAUAGUGAGUCUGUGUGUUCUGACUAUUCUAUCUACUGUAAAUAGGGUUAUCUAUAGUGAGUCUGUGUGUUGACUAUUCUAUCUACUGUAAAUAGGGUUAUCUAUAGUGUGUCUGUGUGUUCUGACUAUUCUAUCUACUGUAAAUAGGGUUAUCUAUAGUGUGUCUGUGUGUUCUGACUAUUCUAUCUACUGUAAAUAGGGUUAUCUAUAGUGAGUCUGUGUGUUCUGACUAUUCUAUCUACUGUAAAUAGGGUUAUCUAUAGUGAGUCUGUGUGUUGACUAUUCUAUCUACUGUAAAUAGGGUUAUCUAUAGUGUGUCUGUGUGUUCUGACUAUUCUAUCUACUGUAAAUAGGGUUAUCUAUAGUGUGUCUGUGUGUUCUGACUAUUAUAUCUACUGUAAAUAGGGUUAUCUAUAGUGUGUCUGUGUGUUCUGACUAUUCUAUCUACUGUAAAUAGGGUUAUCUAUAGUGUGUCUGUGUGUUGACUAUUCUGUCUACUGUAAAUAGGGUUAUCUAUAGUGUGUCUGUGUGUUCUGACUAUUCUAUCUACUGUAAAUAGGGUUAUCUAUAGUGAGUCUGUGUGUUCUGACUAUUCUAUCUACUGUAAAUAGGGUUAUCUAUAGUGUGUCUGUGUGUUCUGACUAUUCUAUCUACUGUAAAUAGGGUUAUCUAUAGUGUGUCUGUGUGUUCUGACUAUUCUAUCUACUGUAAAUAGGGUUAUCUAUAGUGAGUCUGUGUGUUCUGACUAUUCUAUCUACUGUAAAUGUGUCUUUAUCCAAUAAGACGUUCCAUAUCUAGACAGCUCUUUUUCAAAAGUAUAAUAUUCAUUUAGUGUAAACAUUUAAAAGUAUAAAGUAUU
Molecule: messenger RNA, 4617 nt
Organism: Coregonus clupeaformis (lake whitefish)
Lineage: Eukaryota; Metazoa; Chordata; Actinopteri; Salmoniformes; Salmonidae
Product: atrial natriuretic peptide receptor 2-like
Exons: 23
Coding region: 49-2706 (885 amino acids)
Biological process (GO): protein phosphorylation; receptor guanylyl cyclase signaling pathway; cGMP biosynthetic process
Molecular function (GO): protein kinase activity; guanylate cyclase activity; peptide receptor activity
Source: RefSeq, a predicted model, not a curated record